GAGAGAGAGAGAGAGAGAGAGAGAGAGAGAGAGAGAAUCAACUGAAAGAUGGGAUUCACCAUGGGGCUGAACCUGGUGCUGCUGAUGGCCAUGGUGGCCACCAACAUCCUCUCCCUCUACCACCUAUCCAAAAACGUGCAGUCCCCCAGGGCCCCCACCCCGCAGCCCGUCCCCGACCACCUCCUCAACCAGCUCCGCACCAUCCGCUCCACCAUCAACCACCUCACCCGCCUCCAGCCCUCCCCGCCCUCCUCCGCCUCCGCCAACCCCGCCCCCACCAUCCCCUCCGAUCUGCUUCUCCACUCCCAGCUCUCCCCCAUUGCCUCCGCCUGCCACGGCUACCCGGACCUCCUCCACCGCUUCAUGAACUACACCCCCUUCUCCCUCUGCCCCCACGACCCGGACCUCGCCGAAGCCCUAAUCCUCCGCGGCUGCCACCCCCUCCCCCGCCGCCGCUGCUUCUCCCGCACCCCGCCGAAGACUACCUCCGCCUCGUUGCCGCAUAACCCAUUCCCUCCUGCCCUCCCGGACAGCAACGUCAUCUGGGCCAAGUACUCCUGCAAGAGCUUCUCUUGCCUCAACCACUACAACCCCAACUUGGGGUUCGACACCUCCCAUGAGUAUUCCAAAUUCACCACCUACAGGUCUGAGCUGGAUCUCCCCGUUUCGCAGUUGCUUCAGAUUGCUAAGUCUGCCGGCUCGGUCCUUAGGCUCGGGAUCGACAUCGGUGGCGGCACUGGCUCUUUCGCUGCCACCAUGAAGAUGCAGAAUGUGACCGUUGUGACGACCACUAUGAACCUUGGUGCGCCUUACAAUGAGGCGGCUGCGCUUCGGGGGCUGGUGCCGUUGCAUGUGCCGCUGCAGCAGCGGCUGCCGGUGUUCGAUGGGGUGGUGGAUCUGGUCCGGUGUGGGCAUGCGGUGAACCGGUGGAUACCGGAGACGGUGCUUGAGUUCAUGCUGUUCGAUAUCGAUCGGGUGUUGAGGGGUGGUGGGUACUUGUGGUUGGAUCACUUCUUCGGCAAAGGGGUGAGUAUGGAGAAGGUCUACAAGCCCUUGAUCGGGAAGCUUGGGUAUAAGAAGGUGAAGUGGGCAACAGCGAAUAAGACGGACUCAAGCGGGUUGAAGAACGGGGAGGUUUAUUUGACUGCCCUGUUGCAGAAGCCUGUCACCAAAUGAAGAAAAGUCAUGGAAACUCAGGAACCACAUCGAGAUUAUGAAAGUUCUGAUGGGAAAACAAGAAAAUUCCCCCAAAGAUUUAGACUGGGUCGAAGACUGACUCCUCCCCCGCCUGGUGUAAUGAAGAAUUUAUUCCUUUCUAUUACUUUAAAAAUAAGAAUUUGGAGCAACCACACAGAAACAAGAUGGGAACUUGUAAAGGGGUGUCGAAGGCAUUCUUCUGGGGACAGCAUGAACAAUCUUUCGUUGUUUUUGUUUUUUUGCUGUAACAAUUAUUGCGUAAUAAGCAAGGAAAAAGAAAUUGUUUGAUC
Messenger RNA from Eucalyptus grandis, 1487 nucleotides. RefSeq lists its product as uncharacterized. The record is from RefSeq and is a predicted model, not a curated record. Gene Ontology annotation, molecular function: methyltransferase activity. NCBI's taxonomy places the organism in Eukaryota, Viridiplantae, Streptophyta, Magnoliopsida, Myrtales, Myrtaceae.